AGUCGCUGUCGCCACACUCUAUGACGAGUCACUGCUGGUGUGUCUCUUAUAAACAUGGGACUUCUCUAGCGCAGGACCCCACUGCUGACGCCAUGCCUCGCCCGGACCGCCGUCUCUCUCGCCACACUUGAUGCCUAUCAAAAAACGGCCAAAGGUUCCACAGGCUGGAGUGUGGUCCGUCUUGAGGAUGGGGAAUAUCACGCGAGGUGCGAGUUCCACGGGCGAAGUCAACGCAGACAGCUCUGUAAAAGGAUCGGAGGACGACAUCGUGGUGGUUCUUCGGGACUACCCGUCGCCUGACGUCAGCGAGCCCAUCUACAGGAUGGGGGAGAAGCUCCGACUCAUCGCUAAGGAGGCUUAUUGGUGGAAGGUACGCUGUGUCCGGACACAAAAUGAGAACUACAUACCCCAAAGCCAUGCGGCAAAAGUAUACCACGGUUGGCUGUAUGAAGGGGUUGAGAGGCAGAAGGCCGAAGAGCUGCUCUCUCUACCCGGGAACAGAGUCGGCUCCUUCAUGAUACGGGAGAGCGCCAAGGAAAGAGGUCUGUAUUCGCUCUCUGUGAAGCACCGGAUUGUAAAGCACUAUCGUAUCUUCAGACUGGACAACAGCUGGUACUACAUCUCUCCUCGGCUCACUUUCCAGUGCCUUGAAGACAUGGUCAACCACUACUGUGACUUUGCCGAUGGGCUGUGCUGCGCAUUAACCACCCCCUGUCUGUCGGAAAUGACCCCUCCAUCAGACGCACCUCCUGGACCUCCACCUGUGGUCAUGCGACGGAACUUUGACUGGAAGAAAAUAGACAGGAGACAGCUGGUCAGCACAGAGCCCUGCAGUGAGAACGCGGUGAGCUACGGAGUCAGAAACAGCAUCGCCGCCUACCUGUCCUUCUCUGGGAAUCAGAACCCGGCGCAGACGAGAGCACAAAGCAGGAAGAAAAAGAGCAAAUCUCUUUACGCUCUCCCUGAAAACGCCAUCGAAAACAUUGACUAUGAAGAUGACUUCUAGGGAGAGCAGGUUCCAGAGAGUGGAGCAGCGGCACCAGGCUUCCUUCUCUCAGAUCCACCACUUCUCUGAUGUCUGCAGUGGGUCUAAAUGUGUGCUUAAGCAUCCCGAACAUUGCAGUGUGUUAGUUUCUAAGCACUUUGAAAUACUUUAAAGAUAAAACAGCUCAAGCACUUGCGCUUCGACUCAGCUAAUAAGACGGAUCUUGAUGGAAUUGAACUGGACGGCGGCACAAUGAACUCUAAUGUGUAUUCUGCACAUGGAUAUUGUUUGGUAACAUGAGUUUUAGUGGCUCUCAAACUAUUUUCCUGUGUUCUGUAAUAAAUGUUACAUUGUUGAAUGGAUGUGA
Messenger RNA from Gasterosteus aculeatus aculeatus (three-spined stickleback), 1352 nucleotides. It is a transcript of the gene sla1a, whose product is annotated as Src like adaptor 1a. Gene Ontology annotation, molecular function: protein binding. The record is from RefSeq and is a predicted model, not a curated record. NCBI's taxonomy places the organism in Eukaryota, Metazoa, Chordata, Actinopteri, Perciformes, Gasterosteidae.